ACCCGAAAUAACAUUGUUGGGGGAUUGCCUUUCAGGGUCCAGAUGAAUUGUCGCCAGACUUGCCACUGCUACUUCCCAGUUAUAAACAACUGCGUCAUAGCGGAGUCACGUGACAUGACUGGCUUUUUUUUUGGGGACCAAUCAACGUCGUUAAAGAAAUAGGAAAUGAAAUCCGUGCCCUUUGGACCAUUAAGAGACUCCUUCCUGAGUUUGGAUGUUUUCCACAAGCAGAUUGUGAUUGGGACAGCGGUUGCAGCAGGGGUUGCGUUGUUGUACAUUCGGCACAGAAGAUGUAAAGUCCAAACUAUUCCUAUUGGUGAAGGAUGGUGGGGAGCAGGCAAGAGGCCACAGUCAGAAGAUGACAAUAUCUAUCCGUUUGAGGUUCAAACCUCAGAGGAUGAAAUCAAGGACCUCCAUGAGCGCCUUGACAAAACCCGAUACACGGACCCGCUGGAAGAUGAAGCCUUUCAAUAUGGAUUCAAUUCAACUUAUCUCAAGAGGGUGACAUCCUACUGGAGACAUGAGUUUGAUUGGAAAAAACAAGUGGCAGUGCUUAACAAGUAUCCGCACUUCAAAACUAAAAUUGAAGGUAUCGAUGUGCAUUUUAUCCAUGUGCGACCAGUUCAACGGAAAAAUCAAAAGGUUAUCCCGCUUAUGCUUGUUCACGGCUGGCCAGGCUCAUUUUUUGAAUUCUACAAGAUCUUGCCACUUCUCACAGAGAGCCAUGACGAUCUUGCCUUUGAGGUCGUAUGCCCGUCCAUACCAGGCUAUGGUUACUCUGAGGCUCCUCAUAGACAAGGUUUUGACAGUCUCGCUGCUGCAAGAAUUUUCCUCAAGCUGAUGGAGCGUUUAGGGUUCCCGAAGUUCUAUCUACAGGGAGGAGACUGGGGCUCCCUGAUUACGACCAACAUGGCACAAAUGAAGCCUUUGUGUGUGAAAGGCCUACACUUAAACAUGUUUAUGAUAAGAAGAGGGUUUAAAGUGCUGAUGUCGCUCCUGAUUGGCCCUUAUCUGCCCUUCUUGGUGGGCCUGAAUCGGGAAGAUGUGCGUCGUUUGUUCCCUUUCUUUGAAAAGUGUGUGUGGACCAUCAUGAGGGAAUCGGGCUACUUGCACAUUCAGGCUACCAAACCUGACACUGUUGGCUGUGGAGUGAAUAAUUCCCCUGUAGGCUUGGCAGCCUACAUUCUGGAGAAGUUUUCAACCUGGACUAACGUCGAAAACAUAGACUUGGGGGAUGGUGGGCUAGAAAGGAAAUUUAGCCUGGAUGACCUCUUAACAAAUGUCAUGAUCUACUGGACAACAGGCUCCAUGGUCUCAUCCAUGCGCUUCUAUAAAGAAAACCUUAAGGGUAAUCUUGACAAAAGGAUUGAUUCAAGGAGAAGGGUAUCUGUACCAACUGGAUUAGCUGCCUUCCCUGGAGAGCUGAUUCACUCCCCUAAAUCGUGGGCCCAAACUAAGUAUCAUAACAUUGUCUCCUACACAUUCAUGCCUCGUGGUGGUCACUUUGCUGCUUUUGAGGAGCCUCAACUGCUUGCCAGUGAUGUAAUCCAAUUUGUUAGAGAGGUGGAGCAUUGAGCAAAACCCUGUACACAAUUAUUUCUCAAUAUUCUAAUGGUCUUUAAUUAUCAGAUAACUCUUUUGUUGGCCUGAAUGAUUUGCCAUUUCUACACUCAAUGUUGUAAUUUAAUCAUAAAUUACUAUUUUUUUAAGGUUCUUUUCUCAGGCAAAGUCUGAGAAACAAUAAAUUAAUAUUCAAUUACCAUAAAUGAUAUCAUGGUUUUGUAGGUUAAGUACGCUGGCCCUGAAGUGCAAAAACCAACGGCAAAUCAAAAAACACAAUGGAAAAUUCUGGAAAAAAAACAAAAACAAACGGGAAUUAAAAACAAACAAAAUGGCAAAUUUAAAAAUGCAACGGCAAAUCCAAAAACAAUGCCUUUCUUGCAGUUUUAAUUUUUUGAUUUGCCGUUGUGUUUUGCACUUCAAGGCCACCAUAAUUAAGCUUGUGCUAAAAGAAAUUAAUCAAAAGUUUAUCCACUUCGAGUUGUUGAAUUACAAAACACUUUUUUUUUUUUAAUGCAUUCACUACAACCUGAAAUUCUAACAAGUGUGUUGUAAUCUUUAAAUA
Messenger RNA from Corythoichthys intestinalis (scribbled pipefish), 2125 nucleotides. RefSeq names its product epoxide hydrolase 5 (gene ephx5). Gene Ontology annotation, molecular function: epoxide hydrolase activity. The transcript has 9 exons. The coding region runs from base 166 to 1575 and encodes 469 amino acids. Gene Ontology annotation, biological process: epoxide metabolic process; arachidonate metabolic process. The record is from RefSeq and is a predicted model, not a curated record. Lineage: Eukaryota; Metazoa; Chordata; Actinopteri; Syngnathiformes; Syngnathidae.